This is a messenger RNA of Chelonia mydas (Green sea turtle), 4116 nucleotides long. RefSeq names its product eva-1 homolog C (gene EVA1C). The transcript has 8 exons. Gene Ontology annotation, molecular function: heparin binding; carbohydrate binding. Bases 539 to 1693 code for a protein of 384 amino acids. Lineage: Eukaryota; Metazoa; Chordata; Testudines; Cheloniidae. Gene Ontology annotation, cellular component: extracellular region. The record is from RefSeq and is a predicted model, not a curated record.
AAAGCGUGGGCGGGUGAGGGAAGGGGCUCUCCUGUCAGACGGGCGGGGACGCGGGGCACGGGUGGGUUAGCCGGCCCGCCGCAGCGUGACUAGGAAGCAGCGCUGAGGAAGACGCGAUGUGUGUGGACCAGGAGGGAGGUGCCGGGCCCUAGAAAUGCCCAGCCGGGGGUGGAGAGAAGGGCGGGGGGGGGCACUUCGGGAUUGACUCCCGCAGGCUCUCACGGUAGCCGUGCCUUGGGGAAAGGCUCUUCCCUUCCCCUCACACACACGCAGGCAAAGCGCUGUGCCAGGGACCAGUAAUCGCUGGGACUUCCUCUUGGGGGAAACUGCGCGGCGGCGCGGGCUGGGUCGCGGCGGCUCUCGGCUCCCUCCGCCCCGCUGGCGCUGGGGCAGCGCGCUCUGGUCCCGGGAAGGACGGCGGAGCUCGCAGGGGAGGUGGCCGCCGGGGAGGAUGCGCUGCCAGCUGGGGGCCGGGUCCAUCAUGUGACUCUCGCGGGCGGCAGAGACCGACCACCCCCCGCCCGCUCCUCCCCGCACCAUGAGUGAACUGGAUGCAGGGCAGCAUCCAAGCCGGAGACAGGUAGAGCCCGGGCUGCUUCUCAAUCUCCUCUACUGCGUGUUCCUGGUGGGGACCAAAGAAAUCGAGGCUCUGACAGACUUCUCAGGUUACCUAACCAAACUUCUGCAAAAUCACUCUGUGUAUGCCUGUGAUGGCGAUCGUUUGAGCCUGCAGUGUCCUCGACAUUCAACAAUAAGUGUCCAAUCAGCAUUUUACGGGCAAGAUUACCAAAUGUGUAGUACACAGCAGCCUGAAACCGCGAUGAAAGACCCCUUAAACUGUGUGGCGUCUACCACUUUGCAGAAAGUACUGGAUGAAUGCCAGAACCAGAGAGCCUGCCAACUCCUUGUCAAUAGUCGGGUUUUUGGACCUGAUCUAUGUCCAGGAACCACUAAAUACCUCCUUGUCUCCUUUAAAUGCAAACCUACUGAACAUAAAACCAAAUCAGCGUGUGAAAAUGAAGAACUGAAACUCCACUGUAAAGAGUCAAAGUUUCUUAACAUCUAUUCUGCCACAUAUGGCAGAUUAGCACAUGAGAAGGACAUCUGCUCUACGGAAGUGGGCCAUGCCCCUCAGUUUGACUGUUUCUCCUAUACAGCUUUAGAAGUAUUAUCAAAGAGGUGUUAUGGGAAACAAAGCUGUAAAAUUAUUGUCAACAACAACCAUUUUGGAAGUCCGUGCCUGCCUGGAGUGAAAAAAUAUCUUAAUGUCAGCUAUGCAUGUGUUCCCAAAAUCAUAUUUACAGCAGUUGAUCCAAUGAUUUCUAAUCUAAAUCCUUCUCUGAAGCAGAACGAUGGUGAAUAUGAUAUAAACACUGACCCCAGGGAAUCAAGGCUUCCAAAGAAAGAUGGAAUUAUUAUUAGCAACUCUUUGGCUACAUUUGCUUACGUUAGAGGGUACCCGGGUGUGACUGGAAGCCUCAGGGUCCUGCCACACUCCAUCUCAGAGAGGAGCAGAAGAGAAGUCCUCCAAGCGGCCAAGAGUGAUUGCGGAGAAAGAGCCAACAAUGAGAGAGGCUGCAGGGAGCAGUCAAUCAGGGCCCAGCAGGACCAUAUAAAAGGAGCUGCAGAACAGAGCAUCAGUCAGUUACUGCCUAGAGUUGGAGGAGGGAGGACUGUGUUCCUGACUGUCUGAAAGAGAAGUAGGACCACGGACAGCUCAGUGUGGGAAGGGACCAGGGGAGCAAGAGAGAGCUCCUGGCUCGCUGCUGGGACUGAGCCUAAGAUAGUCUGCAGGCUGGGACCGGGGGAGCAAAGAAGGAUCUCCUGGAUGACUGCUAGGACUGAGUAAGGACUAAGCCCAGGGAGGGCCGCAGGAAGACAUUGUCUCCAGCGAAGAAGCCUUGAGGGUAUGGCCUAUACCAUGCCCGGGGCAAGUUAAAGACUGUAUACUCUGGAAAGGGUUUGUUCUCUUUCACAUACAGACAGUGUGUGUGACUCAGCCGGAGGGCUGAGUCACUAAAAAACCACCUGAGACACUACUGAUGGGUCACCAUAAAUGGAAAGACUGCAGACAUACCAUACCAAAAGAAGGCAUUUGUGAGAGGUAGAUGUCAACCCCAUUACACCAGGGUUGUGAGGCACCUUGCCAUCACUUGCCCUUCACCAUGAAGCAGCGUCUCUGCCUGAUGUGCAUCAGCUCCCUGAAACCAACAGCCUCUGGCAGCACAAGCACUGCCUUCCAGGCCUCAACAGGUCUUAGUCUGGUUGUACAUGUAGGGACAGGCACACACCAGUUUCCUGAGUUCUCAGAGCGUUCCCAGCAGUGUCCAGCCCCUUAUUCACGGAACACUCGCAGCAUUACCAGGCCUGCUGUUCCCGAAGGAACAGUACACACCAGCCUGUAAGAUUCAAUUAAGAAAGCAUUUUUCUUUACACUCUAGCACUUAGAUGUAGGUACAGUGAAAAUAAGAAUGUUUGUUAUAAAAAAACCAGAGAUUUAGGUGAUAAUGGGUAGCAGAAACAAACGGUUACAUAUAAAACAAAAUCAUAACACACUUUCUAGAGACUAAACUUAACCUUCUAUCUAAAGAAGCUUAUCUCACCCAAAAUUCACUCCAGCAUUUUCAACUUAGUCUGAUUGAGGCCCCUUUUUUUCAUGAAGCAAAAGUGCUAUCCUUUUCUUCCUCAGUAAAGGGUGCCCAGCUGUCUUCUUUCCCUCCCAAAUAUAGUAGAGUAAACAUUUGAUGUGUACCUGCAGAUGGAGUUCUCUGUGCUCCACUCCUCCCCCCACUGCUUUUCCUUUCUGCUUAGUUUCUUUUUAAAAUUCUUGCAAUCCUUCAUUUGCCUUCAGGCGAGACUGGUUAUAGGAGACCCACUGUGAAACAUGCAACACUUAAUUUACAUGAGAACAGUCAGAUAGAUAAACCUUUCUGGAGAGAACCUGUUUUUCACCUAUGCUGGUGACUAGUCUCUCGACACAAACUCAAGAACAUAUUUUUAGUAUCUAUGCAUAACUCCUUACAUAUUAUCUGUACAUUCAUUUCACAAUGCUGUUGCUGACCAAUGUGACACCAGCUUUUAUUUGAGACCUCACAUGACAUUCUUUGGUGAACCAGAAUGGACAUACCAGAAUCAGGAGGUUCGGGUAGCCCCUCUGCACCCCCUUGUACAUUGGCAUUCUCGACUCACACCUGGCUUUUACUUAUGACAUUUGACAAGAGCACAGCCCGAGAUGGAGUGACUGCAGAUUAUGGCUCAGAUCCUCAGGACUUGCCAUUUGGCAUAUGACAGCUUGGGGGACGGGAAAACUGCAAAUGGGUAAGAUACCUUUGGGUUUCCCUGAUACUCAGACUGCAUGUGUUGGUCUGGUCCUGAGUGGCAACUUAGAGCAGUCUCAGGACUGCUUUACAAAUGCAUCUACAUUUGAGCUCACAGGUGCUAUUCUCAGCUGAGAUAGAUGUACCCACAUGAGUGCUGCUUAUGCUAGAGCACUAAAUAUAGCCGUGUAUCUGGGGAUAGCAGCCAUGUAUCUGGGGGCUAACCCCCAAAUGUAUCCAGGGGGGCUGGGCAGGUAUGUACUCAGGCAGCGAGCCAGAGCCACUGCCCUGGCUACCCUGGUUGUACUGCUAUUUUUAGCAUGCUAGCUAGAGCAGAGUAGCCUACGCUAGCUAGGAAUCACACCUCCCAGCUCAAAUGUAGAUGUACCCUUUGUCAUGAAGGCUGCAACAGCCUGAGGGACUAUUCUGGCAACCAGAGUUCACCAGAACACAGGAGCUCUCUGCCCAUGCCCCCUUUUUCCCAGGCCAUGCCCACUAUGGCAAGAGGGCUAGAAAAGGUGGCAUGGCCACCAGCCAGUUGUUAAGAGUGCUAGUAAACUAUUCAUAACACACAGCCUAAUACUUUUAGGGGCAAGUCUUUUUGCACAGUAAUUAAAGAAAUUGACUAGACAGGAUUUAGAUUACAUGUAUACAGACUUUUUGUUGCACGGCAGAUAAGGCUAAAGAAGUGCCAAACUUACCCAACAUCACGUAGGGCUCUUUGGAAAUGACCGCUGACUUUUGUAUCCCUUCUCAGCUUUUGUUUACAGAUGUUUUAAGUCUGGCUUUUUGUUUUGAA